This is a messenger RNA of Nematolebias whitei (Rio pearlfish), 1082 nucleotides long. RefSeq names its product replication protein A 70 kDa DNA-binding subunit. The record is from RefSeq and is a predicted model, not a curated record. Gene Ontology annotation, cellular component: DNA replication factor A complex; nucleus. NCBI's taxonomy places the organism in Eukaryota, Metazoa, Chordata, Actinopteri, Cyprinodontiformes, Rivulidae. Gene Ontology annotation, biological process: double-strand break repair via homologous recombination; meiotic cell cycle; nucleotide-excision repair. Gene Ontology annotation, molecular function: damaged DNA binding; single-stranded telomeric DNA binding.
AUAUAAUUGGAGUGUGCAAAAGUGCAGAGGAUGUUUCUCAAAUCACCACUAAAACCAACAGAGAGGUCUCCAAAAGGGCUCUCAACCUAGUAGACAUGACUGGCAAAGAGGUGACUGUCACGCUGUGGGGAGUGGAGGCAGAGAAGUUUGACAGCUCUGGGCAGCCUGUUGUUGCCAUUAAAGGAGCUCGCCUGUCUGAUUUUGGAGGCAGAUCACUUUCAGCUUUGUUUAGCUCAACAGUCAUGGUCAAUCCAGACAUAUUCGAGGCCUUUAGACUCAGGGCAUGGUAUGACCAAGGAGGUUAUGCACUCAACAGCCAGUCGUUAACCCAAACCAGGUCACUCACCAGUGGGUCAGCAAUGAACUGGAAAACGCUCAGCGACGUUAAGAAUGAACACAUGGGACAUGGAGAGAAGGCUGAGUACUUCAGCUGUGUGGCAACAGUGGUGUACAUGCGUAAGGAAAAUUGUCUGUAUCAGGCAUGUCCAUCUUCAGGCUGCAACAAGAAGGUCAUAGACCAACAGAACGGCAUGUACCGCUGUGAAAAGUGUAACAAGGAGUUCCCUAACUUCUGUUACAGACUCUUGCUUUCUGUGAGUUCAACACACAAAAAGUACCAUGAACAUCAGACAUUUAGUGAUUUUUGCAGUGAUCACGCCAACUUGGCAGACAUCUGGGAUAACCAGUGGGUGACAUGUUUCCAGGAGACAGCUGAGGUCCUGCUGGGUCACAGUGCUGAAGAGCUGGGACAACUCCGAGAAACAGAUGAGGCAGCAUUCAAUGAAGUCUUCCAUAAAACCAACUUCACAACUCAUAUCUUUAAAAACCGAGUCAAACUGGAGACAUAUAAUGAUGAGAGUCGAGUGAAAGUAACAGUCAUGGAUAUCCUUCCUGUCGACCACAGAGAAUACAGCAGGAGACUCCUGAGCAACAUCCAGAAAUUAGCUCGCUGAGCUCUGUUCCUGUCAUCCAAAAGGCAGCCUGAUAAUUACACAAAUCUGCUUGCUUUUGGACUGGACUGGACUGGUGUCAGACUUUUUUUUUUUUUUUUCUCAACUGAAAGAUAUCAUGUCUAUCCAAAG